CGCGCAUGUUUGUCGCAUUUUGUGUUGAUGCUACAAAGAAGAGAUCCUGCCGUGUACCAGCCGGGGGGGCUAUGAGCGCAUUCCGAAGGCGUUAAACAUGUAAAUUGGCGAAUUUUCUCUGGAGAGUGCGUAGGGAAGGAAGGAAAAUGCUGUCAACGGGAAUUGGAUACGGGGGUGGACAAAAUACGGUUUCCGUGACAAAUACCACGCCUUCGUACAGCCCUCCUCCAACGGGGAGACACAGCCCUCUCCCCAGCUUCGGCUUCACUCAGGAGCAGGUCGCCUGCGUCUGCGAGGUCUUGCAGCAAGCAGGAAACGUCGAACGAUUAGGACGAUUUUUAUGGUCGUUGCCAUCAUGUGAUAAAUUACAUAAUAACGAAUCAGUUUUAAAAGCAAAGGCAAUAGUAGCAUUUCAUAGGGGUAAUUUUAAGGAAUUGUAUAAGAUAUUGGAAAGUCACACGUUUAGUCCACAUAACCAUGCGAAGCUGCAAGCGUUGUGGUUGAAAGCCCAUUACAUAGAAGCUGAAAGGUUACGGGGACGACCGUUAGGAGCCGUAGGAAAAUACCGCGUCAGGCGAAAAUUCCCCUUGCCCAGGACGAUAUGGGACGGCGAGGAGACUAGUUAUUGUUUCAAAGAAAAAUCUAGGAGCGUUUUAAGAGACUGGUAUUCCCACAAUCCGUAUCCGAGUCCUAGAGAAAAGCGAGAAUUAGCGGAGGCGACGGGUUUGACGACCACGCAAGUUUCGAAUUGGUUCAAAAACCGAAGACAACGAGACAGGGCCGCCGAACACAAAGACAGUACUCAAAGCACUUCAGAAAAACCGCACCUCGAUUCGAGCGGCUCGGACAGCGAGACAGAAGGUCAUAAAAUGACGUACGCGCCGAGCGGACUGAUCCAGACGCAGAUGAAUCCCUAUCAGACGAUAACGGCACCGGCGCCUUACGCCUGUCAGCCGAUGUAUCAGACGCCGCCGGAAAUGCUGCAGGAUUAUCAAGCUUUGUGACAAUGGUUGAUCGUACCGCAGAGUUAUCCAGCCGGUGGCAAUUUAUAGACACGCUAUAGUUAUAAUGGAAGCCUGAAAAAAUUCAAUAAAAUUUAG
Messenger RNA from Phyllotreta striolata, 1100 nucleotides. NCBI's taxonomy places the organism in Eukaryota, Metazoa, Arthropoda, Insecta, Coleoptera, Chrysomelidae. The record is from the annotation of a GenBank genome assembly.